AUGCCUACACAUCCCACUGACGAGCGCGACCCAAACCCUCACAAGAUGGACACCAAAACGACGCCAGACCCGACUGAAGCCGGACUUCAAGAAUCAUCCAGCAGCGUUUUAGAAAGCUUCCGCCUCCUGCGGACGAUCGUCACACGCCACGAAGCCACCAUCCAGAGACGUUGGAUCCGGAAGAAGAACCGGCAACGCGUCGAGAUCCUCCAGCGAGCAUACCCAACCAUGCCCAAGAGACACCGCCCUGAAAUCCCAGCUAUGGAGCUCGCACAACGCAAAUUGGCCGCCGCAGCAAUGAAUCCGUCCAGAGGCGUCAGAGCGAGUGGCUUCUCCGCUUUGCUUCAACACCAGCCGGUCUGGGACGCAGUGAUGCUGCCCUCUCUGAACGAGGAAGAUCUUGCUCAACCCAGAAAUCUCCUGCUCCUGCUCAACGCGAGAGCCCGCAACCAUCCCUGCAAGUUUGCCUGUCUGGAUGCCGGCAAUUUCGACACUGGCCGCAACAAGGCAGACGGCGAGCAAAGCGGAAGGCUGGUCCUUCUUCUUGACGAGGAGAAAUACGGCACCGUCGUCGACAGCAUCGCCGUGCCGCCGCCGCUCAACGAGCUGCGGAACGACAUCCACUUCGGUCCGGUGGAAGCUUCCCACGUUCUGAAGAUGCAAGACCGAAUGAUGAAAUUUCUCGUCGCCUGCUGCCGAGAAAUUCUUCACGACGUGCCCGGGGAGCGUCUCAUCAAUGACCAGCUGCCUGUCCCCGAGGAGCCGAAUCUCGACCUCCAACCGGACAAAAAUCGGUUCGCCUCGCCCUGCCACAUGGUUCAAGAGUCGCCAUACCUUGUUCCCUCCGAUAUCGACACGGACCGCAUCGAAUCAAUUCUUGGCGCAUGCGUUGCCUCUGCAGAGGACCACAUCUGGGCACUCCGGCAGGACCCGGGGUACUUCAAGAUGUGGUGGCGGGAGGAGAUGGACCAUGAUCCUCAAUCUCUCCAAGGCCUUCGAGAGGCAAAACGGAAAGUGAAUUCUGCCCCCGGCACACUCAAAACUGCCAAUAAAUGCUUACCGAACGCCACACAGCUAGCAGAGAUGAUGGUCGCCGCCUACAUGCAGUUUGAGGUCUUUGCACUCCUCCACGACUGCGCCAAAGAGGUACGUAUGCUCCGUAAGAAGUAUGCUCCGUCCAUCUCGGCGCUCAAAGACCUGCCACAGCCCCUUUUCGAAGCCCUCAUCAAGUUCCACAAGCAUCUUCGGGCAAUGGCCUACGCCUUCGUCUCAAGGAUCUGGGAUGCCAUGCCUGCCUCGCCGCCGCUCCGACGAUUUUUCACGGCGAGCACUAACGAUAGCGGAUCUCAUCAUGUCGAGUUGAAGAUGUCGGUAGAUAAAACAACUGCCGAGUACAAACUCGUGAGGACGCUCAGUAACCUGAGAGACGGCUGUCUCCAGGUGGUGGGACUUCCUACUCUUUCCGCACGGCUGGAUGAAGUGGCACUUCUCUUGCAUAACGACCCACGAGCUCAUGGACUCCUCUCACCUCUCAUGCACAGGUACAUGGGCGAUUUAUCCGUCGUAUUUCAAUGUGUCAACCAGCUCCAGAUGUAUUAUCCGUGGUCUAGGAUUUUCGAUGCCGAGAUGGCCAAGAUGAAGCCCCGUCCCGUUGAAGCCAUGAUGUCCAAUGCAUUGAGGGCGGCACUGAUCGAGGAACUAGUGACGCAACAACCGCACUUCUGUGACCCGACUCAUCAACAGUUUGAGUACCCGUCCACCAAAAGAAGGUCCGAGGAGACUGUCAAUGCUAUGAUCCGAGCGGAGAAGACCGUUGACACCAUUUGGCAGUGUUUUGACCGCCUCGCCGACAACUACAUCCCUUUAUCCGACGCCUCUCCCUUUCGGCGCCUUGAGCAGAUGCCAAGCACCAUACACAGAACCCCAGAAUGGACAUCCACCGAACUCUCAGCGCCAGUCUCCGAAGCGCCGAGUCCAUGCAUUCCUGAGACUGCAUCAGCCCCGGAACCCACGAGGAAUGUAUAUCUUGAUCAUGAUAAUGAUGCCACAAAGAACUCAGGUUAUCGACUUGAAAAGAAAGUCAAGAUCAAGACCAGAGGCCAGGCCGCGGAACCGACGGAUAAGGCACCAAGCCCUCCCGACACAGAAGCAGAUGAAGAUGCACUGACACCCGUACAGAUUCCAGUAAGCCAACGCGCGAUGAAAGUGUUCCGCAAACUCUUCUUUGACCCCGAGUUUGGGACGGGAAGUGGAGAGUUGGCAUGGAAAGACUUUGUCUACGCAAUGACCGGCCCGGGCCUCUUUUCAGCAGAGCAAUUGUACGGAUCAGCCUGGGGGUUUUCGCGAGACGGCGACCCAGGUUCAAGCGUGGGGAGGAGCAGGAUGCUGUUUCACCAGCCACAUCCCAGUAACAAGAUGAGCAUCGAGAUCGCUCGAUCGAUUGGUGGGAGGCUCCAGAGGCAUUUUGGGUGGGAUAUCAAUACAUUUGUUUUGAGCAAGUAG
Molecule: messenger RNA, 2502 nt
Organism: Clonostachys solani
Lineage: Eukaryota; Fungi; Ascomycota; Sordariomycetes; Hypocreales; Bionectriaceae
Source: the annotation of a GenBank genome assembly